ACAGCCCAGGCAGCGGGUGGGUAGGCUGGUGUUGUGCAGCAAGGCUCCUACCAGGACAAUGGUCUUCCAGACUUUACCACCCAAGUGAGAAAGAGGCCUGUGGUGCUUCUUUUUCCUUGCCUUUGUCCUUACCAAGCCGGAAUUGGGAUGUCAGGGGUUUCAGAGGAGGAUCCCGAGGGUCUGGGCUCCCUGGGUCUGCCAGCGUUGGGCAGAGUCUGCUUAGUCACCAUGGACAAAAAACUUAGUGUGCUGAGUGAGAAGGUCGACAGACUCUUGCAUUUCCAAGACGAUGUCACAGAGAAGCUGCAGUGUGUGUGCCGAGGCAUGGACCACCUGGAACAAGGUCUGCACCGGCUGGAGGCCUCCCGAGAGUUGGGUCUGGCAGGGUCUGACAACCCUCCUCCAGCCACUGCUCAGGCUGCAUGGCCCGAGGUCCUGGAGCUGGUGAGGGCUGUGCGGCAGGAGGGUGCCCAGCAUGGUGCCAGGCUCGAAGCCCUCUUCAAGACCAUGGUGGCUGUGGACAGGGCUGUUACUUUGGUGGGGGCCACAUUCCAGAACUCAAAGGUGGACGAUUUCAUCGCCCAAGGGACCGUGCCCUGGAGGAAAGGCAGUCUGGCUGACCGCUCUGAGGAGAACAAGGAACAACCUGAAGUUACUGGAGCUAAGCCAAAGCAUGUGCUGACUGCCCGAGGAGCAGGACCGCUAACUCCAACCAGUGAAGCUCACAGUGGUGAAGCACAUCCCAGGAUCUCUGCCCACGUGCAAGAGAUGGAUACUCCUGGGGAGCUGCUUGAGACACAAAGGGGCAGCCCCACAGCCUCUACAGAAGCUCUAGAAGUUACCCAACCUGAUGAGCAUGACCCACAUCCCAAAGACCCUGGGACUGAGUUGGAAAACCAUAUCCCUAAAGGAGCCAGAGAGUUUCUACCCCUGCCAAAGAGGAGUAGCAACAAUGGAGGAAUGAAUACAGAGGAGGAGGUGGAGCUUGGGUCUGAGCCUCUCGCUGGACCAAGCUUGACCACGAGGGACUGGGGAGAAGAGGCUGUUGGGACCACAGACCUGCAGCAAGACACAGAUCCAGGAACGCAAAAGCCUGAGCCCUGGAAGGACCAUGCAGCCAAGGGUUCAGGGGGAACUGAAGCCGGAGGGAGGAUGUCGUCUGCUGCAGAGGCUGCCGUCACAGUUCUAGAUGACAGUGCCGCUCCCCCAGCCCCUUUUGAACAUCGGGUAGUGAGUGUCAAGGGUACCUCCAUCUCAACAGGCUACACAGUGUCCCAACAUGAAGUCUUGGGAGGGGGCCGGUUUGGCCAGGUACACAGGUGUACAGAGAGAUCCACAGGCCUAGCACUGGCAGCCAAGAUCAUCAAAGUGAAGAACAUCAAAGAUCGGGAGGAUGUGAAGAAUGAGAUCAACAUUAUGAACCAGCUCAGCCAUGUCAACUUGAUCCAACUCUACGAUGCUUUUGAGAGCAAGAACAGCUUCACCUUGAUCAUGGAGUAUGUGGAUGGCGGUGAACUCUUCGAGCGGAUCACUGAUGAGAAGUACCACCUCACUGAACUGGACGUGGUCUUGUUCACAAAGCAGAUCUGUGAGGGCGUGCAUUACCUGCACCAGCACUACAUCCUGCACCUGGACCUCAAGCCGGAGAACAUACUGUGUGUCAACCAGACAGGACAUCAAAUUAAGAUCAUUGACUUUGGACUGGCUAGAAGAUACAAGCCUCGGGAGAAGCUAAAGGUGAACUUUGGUACUCCGGAGUUCCUGGCCCCAGAAGUUGUUAACUAUGAGUUUGUCUCAUUCCCGACAGACAUGUGGAGUGUGGGAGUUAUCACCUACAUGCUACUCAGUGGUUUGUCCCCAUUUCUAGGGGAAACAGAUGCAGAGACCAUGAACUUUAUUGUGAACUGUAGCUGGGAUUUCGAUGCUGACACCUUCAAAGGGCUGUCAGAGGAAGCCAAGGACUUUGUUGCCCGGUUGCUGGUCAAAGAGAAGAGCUGCAGGAUGAGCGCCACACAGUGCCUGAAACACGAGUGGUUGAACCAUUUGCCCACGAAAGCCUUGGGAGCCAAGGUUCGUCUCAGAUCCCAACUAUUGCUGCAGAAAUACAUGGCCCAGAGCAAAUGGAAGAAACAUUUCCAUGUGGUGACUGCAGUCAACAGGUUAAGAAAAUUUCCCACAAGUCCCUAAAUCUUCAACUCUGCUGCUCCACUGGGCCCAGGAAUUCUUGAGGCAACAUGAAGUGGUAACAUGAAGAAAUUAUUCAAGAUUUCAUGUAGUCUGGCCCUUUGCCAUUAUUGAUUCUUCUUGGUUUGCAAAGACUGGUGGAAGAAAGUGAAAGAAAAGAAGAAAAAAGAGGAGAAAAGGAAAAGGAAGAAAGCAAGGGAGGAGAAA
This is a messenger RNA of Phodopus roborovskii (desert hamster), 2391 nucleotides long. It is a transcript of the gene Mylk3, whose product is annotated as myosin light chain kinase 3. Gene Ontology annotation, biological process: protein phosphorylation; positive regulation of apoptotic process; intracellular signal transduction. Bases 148 to 2187 code for a protein of 679 amino acids. The record is from RefSeq and is a predicted model, not a curated record. Gene Ontology annotation, molecular function: ATP binding; protein serine/threonine kinase activity. Gene Ontology annotation, cellular component: cytoplasm; nucleus. The transcript is spliced from 13 exons. NCBI's taxonomy places the organism in Eukaryota, Metazoa, Chordata, Mammalia, Rodentia, Cricetidae.